Messenger RNA from Anguilla anguilla (European eel), 2102 nucleotides. RefSeq names its product dynein regulatory complex subunit 3 (gene drc3). The coding region runs from base 219 to 1769 and encodes 516 amino acids. Gene Ontology annotation, molecular function: protein binding. The record is from RefSeq and is a predicted model, not a curated record. Lineage: Eukaryota; Metazoa; Chordata; Actinopteri; Anguilliformes; Anguillidae. The transcript is spliced from 13 exons.
CUGUUUGUAGCCUAGUGAGCUAGCCAGCAGUUCAGAGCAGUUAACUCCAGUUCGACAAAUAAAGCGAAAAAGGGUAGGUUUAGACAAGGUACCCGUAUCAUACAAUAUGAUUAUUGUAUUCUGUGGUGCUGUGUGAUAAAUCGAAAAACGCUGCAUGCUUUAGUGAGCCGUUUCAAGUGUAUUUGACGUAUUCCAGCAGCGCUACCGGACACGGCGGGAUGUUAGACACGGAUGAGCCCACGGUGGUGGGCGAGGAGAUGCUCCAGCAGGCGGUGGAGGAGCAGGGUCCAAAGGGUCAGGCUGGAAUAAUCGCCAAGCAGGAGGGCAUCGAGCUGAAGGACGUACUGCAUUUACGCCUGGACUACAGGCACAUCCUAAAGAUUGACCACUUGUGGCAGUUCACCUCCUUGACCAAGCUACAGCUUGAUAACAACAUUAUUGAGAAGAUUACAGGACUGGAAUUCCUCACUAACCUGGUGUGGCUGGAUCUGUCAUUCAACCACAUUGAGGUGAUCGAGGGCCUGGAUGCCCUGGUGAAGCUGGAGGACCUCAGCCUGUCCAACAACAGCAUCUCCACAAUGGAGAACAUGGACACCCUGGUCAACCUGCAUGUCCUCUCCAUCUGCAACAACAAGCUGUCCCAGUUGGACAAUGUGAUCUACCUUCGGAAGUUUAAGAAUCUGCGUGCCCUGAACCUUGCGGGUAACCCCCUUUCCACAGAGGAGUGCUAUACGGAGUUCAUAGCAGCCUACCUGCCAGAACUGGCUUACCUGGACUUCCGCUUGGUGGAUGUGCAAACUAGGGAGGAAGCUCUGGCAAAGUAUCAGUACGCCCUGGAGGAGCUGAUCCACAAUGAGACCCAGGAGCUGAAAGCCAUUGAGGCCAAGAACAAGAAGGAGGAGGAGAUACAGCAGCACAGGGAGGCCUUUGUGGAGUUCCUGAAUGGUCCGCAGCUGUUUGAAAGCAUGUAUGCAGAUGACACCGAGGCCGAAAGACUGGCGUACCUCCCUGGAGUGCCCGCGUUGGUGGAAACCUAUCAGAGCCAGAUGGUGGUGCUGUGUGUGCAGCUGUUUGAGCUGGGCAUGGCACAGAAGCUUGCACGGGAUGCAGAGGUGAAAUGUUUCUUUGACUGUUUCCACGAGGCCGUGGAGGACAACCAGAAGGUGGCGUCAGAGCUGAUCGUGGAGUUUGAGAAGGCGAGGAGAGAGAUGCUGCUGGAGAUGCCGAGGAUGACGGACCGGGAGGAGCUGCUGUCCCGGAUAGAGCAGGGCAGCAAGGAAACCCGCAACCUCCACGACACGCUCAUGACCCUGGAGCUCCAACUGGCCGACCAGCUGGAGGAUGUGGUAAAGGACUUUGAGAGAAACGUUUCUGACAUGGUGUCAAGCUUCAUUGAGGCCGCACAGGGGAUCUUCUCUCAAUGCCGCGAUCUGCAGAACAACCACAAUGAGAAGCUCCUGGAGAUCUCCAUGGCGACGCUGGAGAAGGUGGCCAAGAACGAGCUGGAGGAGGACUCUCAGGAUGAGCUGCGAGCGCUAUUGGUGGAUAAAGACACAGUGGUAGGUGCCAUUGGUGCCUCGCACGACACUCACCUGCUGAAGAUCGACAACCGGGAAGACGAGCUGGUGACCCGCAUCAACAGCUGGGUGGCUGCCCUCAUGAAGUCGAUUCACCACGACGAGGUGGCCAGGAAUCGCAAGCGGAUUGCAGAGAUUCACAACUACAUCGACUACGUGACGGACCAGCUGGAAGACAUGAGUCCUUCAUAAGCUUACACAGAGAUCCUUUUCAGGGACCUUUCUAUCACUAAAUCACCGUCCCCAUGGACACAUGUCUAAGGUUUAUGCACACAUUUUUCCACUCGACCUUUAAAAAUGCAAUUUCAGUGCAACUGCUAUAGCUGUGUCAUUCUGAAAGGGGUUUGUCCUGUGGAGGUAAAGUCUAAAUGCUCUGGAAUGUAGUAGCUAUGUCAUAAGGAUCUAAAAUAUUUCUGUUGUAUUACUUGUUUGAUAAUAAUCACUUGUGGAAAUGAUACUGUCUGUGUAUUUCAGUUUCUGUGAUGAUCUCCGCAGCCAUGAUAAACUCUCCUGACCAUCACUGUC